CCCGCAAAGUUAGGCUGGCGUGAUGUUGGCUUUGAAAACAGCACAAAAAAAUGUUGAAGCCUUGCUGCCUCAAUUAGAAGUUCGGUAGUAGAGGACAAUUUCGUCUUGUCAUGAUGCCAUGCUUAUCAUGUCGAGAUACAAAGAUCCUCUUUUCCAAGAAUGAAAUGUAAAAAAGGACAGCUCGACUAAUAAUUAAAUGAAUAUGACAUCUGCUAAUCGUAAUCCCUCGUCCUCGUCACCGACGUCACGACACUAUCAGCCUGCGUCGGCUUCUCUAGUAAUGCCACAUCUAGGGCGAUCGCCGUGUUCCUCGGAGGUUCCAGCAUCCGUGGCACCUUCGUCGAAGGUAUCACUUUCCGCCUCGUCAAAGAUGUCGACAACUACCAGCUCGGGCACAAGUCAUGGAGGUGGAGCUUCUGAGCUUACCGAUCGGAUCGCGCGUCUGAAAAAUAUGCAGCAAGUAAAUGCGAUGGCCUCACGAGCCAAUCUACGAGCGCGCCAGGCCACAGGGGCUUUAGAUCUCUCGAGCAGCCGGAUUUCGGCGGGAGGUGGUUCAUCUCUGCACUUACAGGUGCCUCUUGAUGAAGACAUGGCUCAAAACGAGCUCGCCUCUGAUAUGCCACCGCCAGCUCAACAUCAUCUCCGUGCACCACAGCAUGCUAGUACAGCUGCUCAACAUCAAAAUAACAAAAGCAGUCGAAGUCCCAGCAAGAUCAGUAAGAGCAUUAGCCCCAGCAAAAUGAGACCAAUGGUAGCACCAAGGGCUCCGCCUCCACCACACGACGACGCUCUACCUCAACACAGGAGAUCACCAAAUACGACUUCAGGUACAUCAUCGACAAAAAAUUCGAAAGAUGCGGCGGGAAGUGCGAGCAGGAACAAAAAGCGCGAAAUCGUCGCACUCCUUGAUUUGUUGGAGAAUGCGGAUGCAGCAACUCGCCAAAAACGAGGCACCAGAUCCAGGAGGGAUAGGAGCAUCGACAACACCGUCACCCACGAUGCAAAUUUGGGAAUAAAGAUGAUAUCAGUGACACAUGCCGAAAAUAGUAUUCAACUACAGCGUGACCAGGAUGAAUUGAAGGGAAGCACCGAGACCGCGUCAAUGAGAGACCGCGGAGGUGCAGAGGAUGAAGCUGGAGAUGCAGAGCAGCUUGAUGAGGCACGACGACGGAACGAGUUCGUCUCGAGAUUCGUCAAGACAGCAGAAGCAAAGUACAGCCGUGAGCGAUCAGUACCUUCUAGCAAGUCAACAUCUGAGGAACGCACAGCGUCGCAUCACCAGAAGGACCAACGUCUAGCUUCAACUGUCGACUCAUCGAAAAUGGUACAGGGUUCUUCCUCGAUGGGCGAAUCGGAUCAUAGAGGAGCCGCGCCUCGCGGCUAUCGUGGAAGCGGACCCGCUGCUCCAGUAAUGUCAAAAGCAUCAACAUCCAGAGUUGGUGGGACGUCAACGGAAUUCCCUUCCGCUUCCUCUUCCGCUAGGGCGCUAAGCGCCACACGGCAGUAUAAUCGAGCGUCCGCAGCUGCAACCGCGCUUCAGGAUCCGACUGCGAUUGACAAUAAGCCGCCAUGUGCUCACGAUGUUGCUAGCUCUUCUUCGAGUAAAGAAAUCGCAUCAGCAGGAGUGCCUGUCCCUAUUCGAAUUUCUUCAGCAAGUACAACUGCCACCGCACCCACGUCAACUGUAUCUUCGUCUUCGAGCAGCUCUGCUAAACUGUCGUCCUUGUCUCAAAAUAAAGGCGGCGGACUACAAGGUGCGGGGACAAUGCGGCCUCCUCGGUUCACUGAUCUCUACACCGCGCACAGAGAAACAAACUCGAGGAUACGUGCUUCUGAAGGUGGAUACGCUGAAGAUGUAGGGAUUACAGGAGUAGAUGGAAACAAAGUAGAACAUUCAACAAAACACGCACAAGUCGUGCCCAAAGGAAAUACUAGCUCUGCUCUUCCGUCCUCUAUUUCCUCGUCGGCUACCGCAGCUUCGAGCACUUGCAGCAAAGUAGAGCAAAAAGAACGUCAACAUUUAAUGCCACAACUUCUGAAAGCUGUAGAAAGCAGGACAGUGGACGACUACGACGAGUAUGUGGAGCAACAGGCAUCGGAAGCCGGAUCGGUAUCCGACGAUGGUGGGAUCAGUGAUAUCAGCAGAUCGAAUGUCACAUCGUCACGCGGUGAAGACGGAACAAGCAGUAGCACUUCCGAGCAGAGCCGCGUGAAUGAUCACGACACGCAGGGGACAUCAACCAGCAUGCUCACAGCGAUGAUUCAGAAAAACAGCAUUGAGCACCAUCGUCCGUAUGCAAAGCAGGGAUCUCGGACUUCUAGUCGACCUACGCAGUUCUCACAGUUUGCUGAACUCCCGGCCUCCGCAAAGCCAGCUCAUCACUUGUACUAUCAGGCAGGAAAAUCAACAAGGAAAGCAGAAAAUCUUCACCAUUCAUCCUCUCCGACAAAGGAUAAGACGAAGAUCAAAGUAAGCCCAGCAGGUGGCUCUGGCAUUGCCGCAGCUUCUAAGUCAUUGGCAAGAGCAGUUGGCGCUUCCGUCGAAAACGCUUUUGUAUCUUCGUGGGAGCAGUUGCGCCAUCUACUUCAUCACAUAAGCUCAGGAGCGCCAAAUAGAGCAGAGAAGGCGGAGGAUGGAGAAACUGAGCACCUACUCGAAGAAGAGAAGGCGGCUGGCAACAAAGACCGCCGUGCAGUAGAGGCGCUAAAAUCGUCGUCGAUGAGCAGCAAUGAAAACUACCAAUUUUUCUUCGGAUCAGCGGAAGCUCUCCAUGUUGCGCAAUCGUCUGACGAGGAUGUGGAUGAAAGCAGAACUUCCUCGAGGAUCUACUCGUCCCCGUUGGAUAGGAUCAGCGACGCAGACGAUGAGAAACAGGAACGGCACAGGAGAGUUUUGCGACGACGCGCAAUCCUCGCGACACUUCUGUGCCUUUUGUUUUACAGCAUUGUGACGCAUACGCACGUGUGGUACUACACACGAGAGGAAAACAGCGGACGAGCGGUCUUUUGCCCGCAUCUGAACUUCGCUUCUUACCGAUUUGGUCCCGGUUGCGAAGUGUGGGCUUCCUUUCUAGGAAAGCAUUCUAACAAUCCUUCUCCCGGAGCAGGCGACAGCGUAAAAAAGAAGAGAAGAAGCGACAAGCCCAUAAAACAUGAUGAAAACGACAAAGAUGAUGUGUCUGAGAAACUAGUCUCAACAGCAGGCUCGGCAAUCGAUGAUCAAGAAGACGCAAGGAAGAAACCUCAGACACGCCAUAGGAUGCUGCGCACGGAAAAGGCAAAGCACUCGAAGAAGCAUGCGGAAAGUUCGAGCAAGGGCAACCGCAAGCAUCAGGAGAAAGACGAAAGUAGAGCUUCUUUUCCUGGAACGACACCAAGUGAUCUUGAUGAUGAUUCUACCAUCAAGAACGAUGGUAGCAAAAAGAGCAGCAGGAAAAAUGAAGAUGAGAAAUCUGGACAGCGCGCGGGCAAAGAAGAAACCGGCGAGAUGAAAAUAGAAGGUGGCGCUCAUUCAAGAACGGAUGAACAGCGUUCAACAUCUUCUUCGAUUUCGUUUUACCCGCCUGCGUCUAUCUUCGUUUCCGCCGUGGAGGACAACAAACAGGAGUUUGGGGAUUCCAGCUGGCGCAUCACUUCGAGAAUUCCAUUCGUAGACGAUGACGAGGCGGAUGUCAUAACGCCAGACGACUUCCGUCAGGCUGCCUUCCAGGGCCUCGUAAAUCUGGAGAAAUCGAUAUCGUCUGCGAUGGCUGACCGUGACGACAUUGUUUUGUCCCUCGAUGUCGCUCGCUUUCGCAAAGAUGUGCCAGCCCUGCGAGGCGAUAUACAGCGCAUCUUUCGGAAGUUUCCCGAUACACUAUCGUUUACCGAACCAAGCGAGGUCCACCUCGUUCUCGAUAAUGCAGCGAUUAGCGCUGCCGAAAAGAGCCCGCGCCAUGAAGCUGCAGAGCGUCAGUCAGCAACUGACGGAGAAAACACUGGUGCUGCAGAUUUCGGCUCAUCGACGAGCAAGAAUCACGCAUCGGGUACUCAGUUAAUUGGUUAAAUUUUCUACUAUUCACCGUAUGCACCUAGGUAAAUUUUUUUGCUUGCAGUAAGUAUCAACGUGUUAUGCUUUCCCGAGGAGCUGAAGUGAUAGAGCAGAAAUACGAAUUUUUCCCCCAUUUUUACGGAAUCAGGUCGUCGAAUGUCUCGGAGCACUUCGCGGAAAAUUGAAAAUGCGUUUGCCCCUCGUUUUUCCACCACAGCUGUGUCUCUAAAUACAGACGCGCCGCACAUCCAGAAGUUUUUGCGCACAAUACCAGAGGGUAUGAUACUGAAAAUCCGUUUGCUCACUUCCGCUGGAGAUCAUGUGUGGAUGCUACCAAGUCGAAGGGAAGGAGCCGAGCUUUUCCAUGGGUCAGAGCAGUUCUCUCUGUUGACGCCAUUCUUUGGAACAGGCACCGUCGAUACGGCGGGCCAGUUGAUGGCGCUGACAGAGGGUCAGGUCGGUGCCGCGAAUCUGGAGCUGCCUUAUCAACUUCAGGGAAAGGGGGUUGUCUGGUAUAAAAAUCUACUUACUCUUAGUACAUUUGUGCUUUUAUGCUUGACCACCGUAACCGUUUUCUGCUUGUCUUCCAGAAUCAUGAUUCCUGAUCAUCCUCAUCAACCUCAGGCUCGUCGUCGAUCUCUUGUCCGAGAAUGUGCUCGCAUCAUCUUCACCCAGCACACGCAGCAGUGGCAUUUUAACAAGUUCGAUCUUUUCGACUUCGAGUGCGACGAAAGCAGCUCCGCCAGAGUCUACCGGGCUUCUGAAAGCCGCUAGAGUCGCUCUAGAUCAGUUAAGCAAAGCCCACGAUGCAAAACUCGAGAGCCAACUGGAGACCGCUUUUGAUCUAUAUUUCAGCCUGUGGAGUGGACCGCUUCUGCAGCGAAACGCAGCUAGAGUGCUCCCGACCUCCUCUGAUGAUCACACAAACCAACAAUCAUUGCGUAGCCAGUACGAGAGAGAUUGGUACUCACAGGACACGGGAUCCGACUCGUCAACUACUAGUACAACGCCGAAUCUGGUGUGGCCAUUCUCGAAGAUUGCGGGACAAGUCUACGUCGUUUUCGAGCCUGGACGCGGCUCUCAAAGCUGCGAGAUCGCGCGAGUGCGCGACAGCUUUUACCCGUUACGACUCAGUCUUCGCAGGCACCUGUCGCAGGUCGCUUCCCUCGAAGGAGCCUUGACUCGCGUAAAGGAUGCCGAGUAUUCUUUUCCUGCUUGGAGCUUUCAUUUUUUUGCCUUCAUAUUCCUAUUCGUUUUGCCUUUGCUCAGAUGGAUGGAUCAUGUUUAGAAUUAGAGGGAUCUGGUUCGGGAUCGUUUCACGUGAAGCCCAAAACAGACUCUAAAACAACUACGCACGUCGUGGGCAAUCGAAAAGACUCUAGAAUAUCCUUACAUCAUUCCAAAUUUUUCAGGUCAAAAACGAGAAGUAUCGGGUACACCAUUUCAGCAUCUCUAGAUCCGUCUGGCGAUGAGGUUGGACCGUACGGCGCGAUAGUCUUACGACCUGACAACCUAGCGCCCAUCGUCUGGACUAGAAUCUCUGAAGCGUUGGAGGUACACAUAUCUCUUUUCGGCUGAGCUCGUUGAUGUCAUAGUUGUAGUUGUACUACAAACAAAAAUGAGAAACUCUAGUUAAAAGAAUUUUUUUGCUUGGCGUUGGUGUUCUUUCUUUUUGUUUAUAGUUGGUCGAGUUUUGUCUCAUCUAUCUCACAUUGUUACCCAUUCUUCUCAUUAGGCACUGGGAAUUGCAAAGCAUGAUGGAUUCGGGGUGGAUUCGCCAGACUUGAUUGCGUUCGAGAAUCGUCCAGGUGAAGUCGCCGGAAAGUCCGCGUUUGUCGAGAUGAGCGUGGAAAUGGAAAUGAAAGUGGAAACGUUCGGGCAUGGAGGUGCGUCCUCUCGGAGCACCGCUGACGGGGUCGCAAGGGCUGAUGAGGAGCCUGAGGAGCAGAACAUGUUUUUGGAGAACUCCUGGAGUGUUUCGAGACUCCCGUCGGCUGCUGACUUUCCUAUUCUUGUGAAGCCUACUGCUGCAGCUACGUUGCUGGAGCGCAUGGAUUUGCUUAACGAAUUUGACGGAAAUCUGGAUAAUUUCUUGCUGCAUGCUUUGGGCGGAACCGCAAGCAAACUGGCGAAAUACAACUUGGGCAUUGCCGCAGGAACGCAUCAACUCCCAAUGACAGGGUGCGGGAGCGGUGCGCCCUGAACGGAAUUCUUGAAGCUGAGAAUCAAUUGUCAUGUCUUGGUGUUUGUCAUAGAAAAAAUACCUGUAUUUAUUAGUCGAACCCCAGAUUGAUAUCACGUUAAUGAUAAUGAAUGACAUUGUUAAAUGAAUGGAAGCAUCUUGCUGAGCUUAAACUCAUAGAUGCUGGUCAUGAUCAUCAGUCAGAAGAACAGAAUAAAGUAAUGUUUGUCUCGGCUUAAUUUGUCAGCAGUCCUUUUUUGUCAUUUUUACUUAGCUCGAGUUCAACCUUGGGCCCUUGGGAGAGUUCUAUCGACUUCGACUCGUUAAUGUCAUAACCAGCAUCAGGCGCUGUUUUUAUCAAAACUGUUAAUCAAGUUCUAGUAUUAAACAACCACUACUACAUGUGUGCAAUAUACGACUACUGUUUCCUCUGAUUCCCCUUGAUGUUGUACCUACAGAUGAUAGCUACUAACUAGUUCAUGUUUCUGAUUAGACCACACACAACAGCUGAGCUAAAGAGGUACAAGAACGUCUACCUUAACAUCCUCAUCAAAAGUGUUGUAUCACGUCAACAUUGCAUCGAGCUUGUGUUAUUUGUAUUUAGGUUCUCGUGACAUGGAUACACGGUGAAAAGUGAAAACGAAUAAGGAAAUUCGCGAACGUCAUUUGAAGAACUUUUAUUGAUCGUAAGUCACUUCAU
Amoebophrya sp. A25 is the source of this 6912-nucleotide messenger RNA. NCBI's taxonomy places the organism in Eukaryota, Dinophyceae, Syndiniales, Amoebophryaceae. The record is from the annotation of a GenBank genome assembly.